This is a messenger RNA of Meira miltonrushii, 432 nucleotides long. RefSeq names its product COX5A-domain-containing protein. Gene Ontology annotation, biological process: mitochondrial electron transport, cytochrome c to oxygen. Gene Ontology annotation, cellular component: mitochondrial inner membrane. The transcript has 3 exons. Bases 1 to 432 code for a protein of 143 amino acids. The record is from RefSeq and is a predicted model, not a curated record. NCBI's taxonomy places the organism in Eukaryota, Fungi, Basidiomycota, Exobasidiomycetes, Exobasidiales, Brachybasidiaceae.
AUGUCAUUCCUUACAGGUGCUAUCCGUACAGCCGCAGCUGGUACAAGCGUUAGAGCUUCGAUGUUGGGUCGUUAUUCUGCUCCCGUUGCAUUGCGUCAAGUCCGCGGAUAUGCUUCUCAUCACGAAGAUGAAUCUUUUGAAGCAUUCACAUCUCGUUACACUUCAUUUUUUGAUGCAGUUGAUGAUUUGUUCGAAUUACAACGUGGAUUGAACAAUUGUUUCUCAUACGAUUUGGUUCCUGCACCGGAAGUUGUUGAAGCCGCUUUGCGUGCAAGUCGUCGUGUGAAUGAUUAUUCGACCGCCGUUCGUGUUUUCGAAGGUAUUAAGGAAAAGGUCGAAAAUCAAGGUCAAUACGAAAAAUACCUUGAUGCAUUGAAACCCAUUAGAGAAGAACUUGGCAUCAACCUCAAGGAAGAACUAUACAGCGCCUAA